AUGGGCGAUUUGCAAGCAACUUAUGAUGAAAUUAAGAAAGCUGGAAAAAAUAGCGUAGAUGGCAUAGUAAAGUGCCUGCAGGAUUGUCAAAUUAUCGACAAAGCGAAAGAGAGCGAGGAGAAAGUACGAUCAUAUUUCGCAGACGUCGCCAACAAGAGUGAAAUAACCGCUGAAAAGUUCAAAGAGGCUAUGGGUAAAGUAGCCGAUGAAAAGAAGAAGAAUGUUGCAGACAUUUCCAACAGCUUAGCGGAGUAUAUGAGGACGUUGGUGAGCGCUGUACAAGCGGGCAUGGAAGCGGGGGCGAGCGCGUUCAAAGAAAAAAUGGACAAAAAAUAGU
Messenger RNA from Cydia fagiglandana, 337 nucleotides. RefSeq lists its product as uncharacterized. Bases 1 to 336 code for a protein of 111 amino acids. Lineage: Eukaryota; Metazoa; Arthropoda; Insecta; Lepidoptera; Tortricidae. The transcript is spliced from 3 exons. Gene Ontology annotation, molecular function: tubulin binding. The record is from RefSeq and is a predicted model, not a curated record. Gene Ontology annotation, biological process: microtubule polymerization.